Molecule: messenger RNA, 6523 nt
Organism: Schistocerca piceifrons (Central American locust)
Lineage: Eukaryota; Metazoa; Arthropoda; Insecta; Orthoptera; Acrididae
Product: vegetative cell wall protein gp1-like
Exons: 3
Coding region: 1147-2838 (563 amino acids)
Biological process (GO): regulation of transcription by RNA polymerase II; positive regulation of gene expression
Cellular component (GO): nucleus; core mediator complex; mediator complex
Molecular function (GO): transcription coregulator activity
Source: RefSeq, a predicted model, not a curated record
UCCGCCAUAAGUGCUUGGUACUGUAUGUAGGAAAGGAUCGUGUCAGUACGAGUCCCAGUACGGCCUCAUGCAGCAUUCUCCUUCGGAGAUCAAGGAGAAGUUACUGAGGGCACUGGAUAAGGAAUACAAUGUAAGGUUUUAAAUACUGUCGAAACACAUGAAACACCGAAAUUAAUAAAAAUUACGAAGAAACUUAGCUAAAUGCGCUGUGAAAGUGGCGUGUCUGACUCCAACUUGUGUUAGUUUUCCACUAGCUAAGGUAGAAAUACACCCAUAUCAGACAAGAAUUCCUUAACAGCAGUACCAUAAAUAUAUACAGGUUCAUUCAGAAGCGUGAUUUUGCUUAACAUAGUGGAAGAGACGUCAAAUUUCGUGUGUGGAAAUUGGGUACACGGAGCUGUAAGAGGACAGUGUCUAGCCUAGACCUCCUCCUUACGCGGCACGGCGCGUGCGCACUGGCCAGUGGAGCAUGGCCCGUAACAUGUAAACUCAAGGCAUUCACGUUGACUCAUAUUUCAUACUGACAGCAUAUUAAACUACGUUUAAUAGCCAUAAAGUGUUAUGGAGCCGUUAAAAAUAACGUGCAAAGGAUAAUGAACCUAACAGUUGCUAUAUUCAUUGUAAUGUGCGGUGUUUUGGCAUUAUGAUAAGUGAAACGUGCAAGUGAAGUAUUGUGUGUUCUCCGUUUGUGGAUAAAAACUGUGUUAAUUACGUAAAUAAAGUGAUUUUGUACAAAGUAGAUGCUCCCACAGAAGAUUCCUUUCAUGCAUCAUCCAGAUUUACUGUGACGUGCCUUGUAUCCUUCUUCCGUAUCAACGUUUAAGGGAUGUUCUCAAACUCAUGACUUCAAAAUCAUAUUUCUGUGUGUUUCUCUAAUCUCAGGUAAUUGUGAACACAAGUGUGCGAAAAGCUGUGUAAUUGAUUUGCGCCGAUGCCAGAGUGAAUUGCUUAAAAGGAAAAAAAAAUGUUCGAAACUACUUUUGUACUGAUGCAUUUGAAUAUUGCAGAUUACUUCAGGUUAUUAAUUAUGGCGCUGUGGAAGAAGUUAUUGGACUGCUGGAAAACACUCCAGUUACAAAGGAGGUGCUUGAGACUACACGGCUGGGACGAUACAUCAAUGAACUACGAAAGAAGACAACCGACGAAAUGCUUGCAAAACGUGCCAAAGGUCUGGUUCGUCAGUGGCGUCACAUGAUCAUGCCGGAGCGACAAAGUCCUGCACAUAGAGUGAACGGUGCGAGUGUUGGUGCAAGUGCGUGUGCCAGUGCAGGAGCAAGUCCAGUACAAAGUGGACCCACACCUGGACAUGGAGCUAGUCCGGGACCCCAUUCACCAGCAGGCUCUCCCGGUCGACCUCCACACCAUGCAGACUCUGUACCGAGGACCAUUGCCGCCAACAAGCGGCUCCGAAAAGAUGACUCGGACGAAGGUCAGCCUCCAGCUAAAGUCGCACGACAAGUGAAUGGCGGGCUUGAAACAGACAAUCCUAUAGAAAGUGUCCCUGCCGUUAAAGGCUCAGCGACGACUGGUAGGCGUCGCCGAGCUCACCGUUCAACUAACUGUCAUAAUGACGACAUAGUCAAAAAGAAAUUGGCUUCGGCAGCUCGAGCACUGCGUGUGAAGACUACUCAGGAACUGCUGGCCGGUCUGAGUUCUUGCACCAGCAGUGGAUCGUACACGCCUUCGAGUACGACUUCGGAGCCAAAACCGGUAUCUCCUGCAUUGCACGCACGGGCGUCUCCGGCAAUACGGCAGCCCUCGUCUCCGGCUUCGAGGCAGCCCGUGUCUCCGGCUUCGAGGCAGCCCGUGUCUCCGGCGGUGAGGCAGCCCGUGUCUCCGGCGGUGAGGCAGCCCGUGUCUCCGGCGGUGAGGCAGCCCGUGUCUCCGGCGGUGAGGCAGCCCGUGUCUCCGGCGGUGAGGCAGCCCGUGUCUCCGGCGGUGAGGCAGCCCGUGUCUCCGGCGGUGAGGCAGCCCGUGUCUCCGGCGGUGAGGCAGCCCGUGUCUCCGGCGGUGAGGCAGCCCGUGUCUCCGGCGGUGAGGCAGCCCGUUUCUCCGGCGGUGAGGCAGCCCGUGUCACCAGCGGUGAGGCAGCCCGUGUCACCGGCGGUGAGACAGCCCGUCUCUCCUGCACUGAGGCAACCUCUGUCUCCUGCAGUUGUGACCCCAGUGUCUCUGGUAGUGCGGAAGCCGGUAUCUCCUGUAGUGCGGAAACCGCUGUCACCUGUAGUGCGACCUCAUCAGCUACAAGUACAUUCUAACACCGCAGGUGUUCCACCCCAUGAACCUGUAUCUCGUACCCUGUGUACGUCACCUGCCCCAUCUGUACCAACUCCCUCCCCGACACCACCACUCAGAGACGAUGUCGGUACUGCUGUCAUCAGUAUGCCAUCUGUGAAAACUGCUAGUACGCAUUUGUCCUCGGUGAAGCGGGUACGCCAGUCUCGAAUCGAUGCGAGCUCUGUUCCCGCAGCCCAAACUGUAAAACCUCCCCCUCCUGCUCCGUCGCCCACUCCCUCACCUUCGCUGUCACCAGCUCGCUCAGUGUCAUCACUGCUGAACGCUGUCAGUGAUUCCACCAAAUCGGGCGAUAUCUGUGCUCAGAUUGCAGAAAUAAUGUCUAGGCUUCCUCCAAUUGAUGCCUCUGCAGUGUGUCGAGAGGAGAUCUCACCAUCUGUCCAUUGCGAUUACCAAGCAGAAGAUCUUCUGGAUGGCGAGAUAGAUGGUGUGACUGGAAAUGUGUCUCACGAUGGCAAGUUUAGAGAAUGGCACGAGUGUGUAUCGCGGACGACUGCAGCUGGAGAGUUGCUUCAUAUACUACCGUAUACAAUUAUAGACUAAGAUGAUUUGGUUGAUUUGGCUGUUAUAUUGUUGCAUGUCACGGAUACUGAGUAGUGACGUGUACGGAAUAUGAAAUAUGCGCACCUGUGACUGAUAACUGUGACUGCGCCAUUGGCUGUGGUAUGCUAGUCGUCACGCAGACUGGCAAAUGGACCGUAAUUUUGUGAAACUGCAGCCGUGAAUUGUGUAAUUAUGGUGCUGUCUGGGGUCUGAAGGAUAGAAAUACAACAGCGAUAUCAGGGAUUUGUGCAUUUGCCUAGUUAUGGUACAGUACGUGCCGUGUGCACAUGGCUUGUGAUAAUUGGCAUAAAGGACAUCCCCGUCCUGUAUUUGCAACCUCACAUUUUCCGUACGCUGGGAAGUCAAGUACCCUAUAUUUAAUUGGAUAUCGUUGCCAAAUGUAGGGUUACUGUUAAUAUUGUAUAGGCUACACUGCCCAAUGUUGAUUUGUUGUAAGCAUCAACUUAAUACAUAUUUACUAGUGAGUCCGAUUGUAACUCAGAGUUUUGUACAGUUGCCUGUGCCUUUUACUAGUUGCCUGUCAUUCACUGGAGGAAUGAUUUAGUACUUAGAUAUAUUUAUACUUCAUUUUUUAUUUAAUGAUAUGCUUCAGUUCUUCCAAGUGAAUUACUUGCAAGAAUCAAGUUUUUGGUAACAGUAUUUGAAACGUAUCAAGCCAGAAUUCAUAUAGCUACUUAAACUGCAUACAACGAGAUGAAGAAUGCUUACAUUUGUCACCUUUCAUUAUUACCAUUAACACCAGCCAGUGAUGUUAAAGAUACUUAAUUAUGUAGUUUUUAACAUUUAUUCAGUCCUCCGUUGUGGAGAAAUAAAAAACCUGUUCCAAUCAAUAAGCAACACCAACAAACCAAGUUUUUGUAAUUUGCAUGUCAAAAGGUGCCUGCCAUUCAAUUCUAAACUGAAAGAAAAGUGUUUUCCUUGCAUAAACGCAUGUGGGCUGACAAGCUUGAGUAUUUGGAACUCUUUGUUCUGUUAUGUGGCAAUUUUCUGUUGGAAGACUGUUAGUAUGUCAUGCCACAUCAUUGGUGAUAAUGGUUCAUAAUAUAAAGUUCCUGAGAUACUUCCCAGAAUUUUGUAUCACAAGUUAUCAGUGUAUUCAUUGUCAUAUAAUGAAUUCUGCUACAUUGAUUUAAAAAGAUAACUUAAAUAUCAGCUGCCCAUAAUAGCUACAGCAUGUUUCUGUUACUUUUUUUUCCCUUCUUCUUCUUUCUCGUUAGGUUAAAUGUGACCAUUGUGUUAAAGUGCCAUCAUCCCCGACUCAUUUCAGCAAAUAAACUUUCAAUUGAUGCUGUAUACUUCCAUUUUGUGCAGAAAAGUCUAUGUUUUAAAUUAAUGUCAUAAACUGUUAAUUUGUGCUAAAUUUUGAUGUAUGAAAGAAAAAAAAUCUCAGUUUUACAGUCUCAAUAUAUGGAACAGAAUUCUAGGAGGAGGGAUUCAGAAAACUUGUUCCAACUCUGUAAUGCAGACAGUCCAACAGUUACAAAAGAGUAUAAAUAUGUUGCUUAUGUUUUGUUGUUGGAAUAUUUCUAGCAGGCCAAUAAUUUUAAGCCCAUUAUGUUGUUGCAUUCGUGAGUUAGCCAAAGCUUUAAUAUUCAACCAUGAUAAUCAAAAUGGGCAAUAUAAAGCAGCUCCUGCGGUUAACGUUGUGCUGAAAAUUAUGUACUUGUUGAGCUAGCAUUACUGUUCUCAUGAUACUGUGAUAAAGAUUAUUUGUAUUUAAACUGUAUAUAGUAAAUAGAAACUUAUCAGUUUAUGUUAUGGAAUUGAUUAAAUAUUUUUCUAAUGGCAAGAUAGCUGUUUUCCUUUACAGUAAAUCAGUUUAAAUUGUAGCUUAAUUUCUUUCAGUUCAACUGAGGUGUCACUGUAGACUCGGCAUUUUAGUUAUUACAUAAGAAAUAAUUUAAAAUUUCUCAGUGAGUAGUAAUGUAAGACCUACAUAACACAGCAGAUGUGUGGCCUCCUUCCCCCCUACUUACCACCUCCCUCCACUUCACUUCCUCACUUCUCCCCAGCUAUACCUGUUCACUUCAGCACUUCACCCCUCUACUCCACCCUUUCACUCCACCAUUUUAUCGCUUCUGUCACUCUUUUACUCCACCACUUCUCACUUUUUGCCCCUGCUUCACUCCACCACUUCUCAUCUUUCCUCUUGCACUCUAUCACUUGUAAUCCGUCCCCCUUCACUCCACCACUUCCCAUCUUCUGUUCCUUCUUCACUCCACCACUUAUCACCAUCUGCCCCCCUUCAUUCCACCACUUCUCACCAUCUGCCCCCCUUCAUUCCACCACUUCUCACCAUCUUUCCCCCUUCACUCCACCAUUUCUCACCAUCUGUCCUCCUUCACUCCACCAUUUCCAUCUUCUUUCCCUGCUCCACUCCACCACUUCUCACCACCUGGCCACCUCCCCCCCCCCCCCCCCCCCCACCUUUCACUCCACCAUUUCUCACCUUUUGCCCCUGCUUCACUCCACCACUUCCUCACCUUUCGCCCCUGCUUCACUCCACCACUCUGCAUCACUGUUCCCCAUCUGCCCUCCUUAGAAUACGACUUCUCUCUCCACUUUUCUCAUGCCACUAUCUAAUUUUUACCCCAUUUUUCCCGUGUGCCUCCACGUAAUAGUCCCCCCCCCCCCUCUCUCUCUCUCUCUCUCUCUCUCUCUCUCUCUCUCUCUCUCUCUCUCUCUCUCUCUCUCUCUCUCCCCCCCCUCUCCCUCUCUCCCUCUCUCCCCCCCCCUCUCCCUCUCUCUCUCUCAUCCUAGGCAGCUUUCUUAAUUCAGUUUGGCAGGUCACUGCUUCAUGGAACAUAUGUUAGUAAAAUCACUUCUACAUCUUGUGAUAAAUAGUUCCAAGGUACUGAUACAAAAGACUGACAUUGUAUGUUUAUAUUACAGAAAAUUCUGAGAGACAUCUCACUUUUUAGACUGUGCCUUAAAACUGGUUGUAAAUGAUGACAUCAGUUUUAGAAUAUUUGUAUUUAACUGUGAUAACGUCUGUCUUAUUGCUGUAUGCUUGACUUUAGAACUGCUGCCACAAUUCAGGCACUUCCUAUGUUAAAACAUUUUUCUUCAUAUGCCACACUGCUGUAUGUAGGUUAAAAUGCUAGAUUGUGAGUUGUAUACAGUUAUACUGUAAAAAAACAGUGUACAUUCUAUUUGCUAGCAGUCUUGUCUGCACUGUUUGAUUUUCAUAAUAAUGAAUGUAUUAAGCAUAUAUUCAGAAGCUGGGUUGAAUAUUGAUAUAGGGAAAGUAAAAACAAACAUUACCACUUAAGUACAAAGUCAGAAUGUAAUUCCUUAAAAUAGACUGCCAGAAUUUUUGCAACAGCAGAGGCAUUUGUUAGAUAUUCAUAGCAAGGUGAAAAUGCUCUGGAAUUCAAACUCCAGACACUGAGUGUUGCUAUACAGUUCAGCUAAUGUUUCCUCCUCCCUUACCUCCACUCUGUGUUGGUUAAAAUUUUAUUUUUAAUCAUAUCAGAAUAUUUUGUUCAUUCCAUAUUUGUAGGUAUUAGUAAUUUCUGCACCCAGAUGAUUUGUGUUCCUUCAGAUAUGUUAAUUUUUAAGAUCUAGAGAGUGAUUUUGGAAGUUUUUUCUAAAAGUGUUUUGCUAUUGUUAUUGAACAAUACAGGAUAUUUGUGGAUUGUUCAUCAAUAAAUGAAGUGAAGCU